GCGAGUGGGAAGUAACUCUCGGAUCGGAUGUGACGCAAGGAGGGCAGGGCUAUGCAGGCCGGAAGCCUGGCGGGCGGCGAAGAUGGCGGAGAGCAGUGGUCGCUCCGGCAAGAGCAGCGGGAGCGGCGCGGGGAAGGGGUCGGUAUCGGCCGAGCAGGUAAUUGCUGGCUUCAACCGCCUUCGGCAGGAACAGCGGGGCCUGGCAUCCAAAGCAGCUGAGCUGGAGAUGGAGUUGAAUGAGCACAGCCUAGUGAUCGACACGCUGAAGGAGGUAGAUGAAACUCGCAAGUGCUUCCGCAUGGUUGGAGGUGUGCUGGUGGAGCGGACUGUCAAAGAAGUGCUGCCUGCCUUGGAGAAUAACAAGGAGCAGAUACAGAAGAUCAUCGAAACACUGACCCAGCAACUUCAGGCAAAGGGAAAAGAACUCAAUGAAUUCCGGGAAAAGCACAACAUUCGUCUCAUGGGGGAAGAUGAGAAGCCAGCAGCCAAGGAAAACUCGGAAGGGGCUGGGGCUAAAGCCAGCUCAGCUGGAGUAUUGGUCUCCUAGGGACCCAGCCUCUGUAUUUUUUUUUUUUUUUGGUACUGGGGAUCGAACUAUGGACCUUUCGCUUGUGAGGCAGGCGGUGGCACCACUGAGCUAAAUCCCCGGCCCCUCUGUACUUUUUUCUACCCUGAUCCCCACUUCUGAUUUCUCUAUUAUUGUUAUUAUUAUUAUUAUUUUCUCUGCUAUUGUAAUAUUUUUUUGUUCUUGAUUAAAUGUUUUGGUCAGAAUGGUUA
Molecule: messenger RNA, 777 nt
Organism: Heterocephalus glaber (naked mole-rat)
Lineage: Eukaryota; Metazoa; Chordata; Mammalia; Rodentia; Bathyergidae
Gene: Pfdn2
Product: prefoldin subunit 2
Biological process (GO): protein folding
Cellular component (GO): prefoldin complex
Source: RefSeq, a predicted model, not a curated record